AUGGCAACUCCACACAAAAUCGAUAUCAAAGAUUACGCAGGCCCAACUGAAGUCUUUGGAAGUCAACCAUUAAGAGAAACCCUCCAGAAGGCAUCCGAGCUUUUACAGAUGAACCAUGAUAAUUAUCACAUCUACAUCCACAACCUAGGACUGCACAAUCAUAUCCUGCACCACAUUCUAGCCAUCGUGGUAUUAGGUGGUAGCACGGCUCAACUGCAGUCGGCGUACAACUUGGCUGUCGACUCCCAGCGUCCAAACCGUCCUCCUGAUGCCGUUCGCGUCUCAGAUAUGUCCAGUCCCGUACAUUUUCACAAAUAUUUGGGAAAAGGAAAAUAUUAUGAUGAUUACUUUGCUUUCUUCCAGAAUGAAAUUUCACGAAACGGUGUACCAAACACGGUUAAUGAGUUCCUCUUUAAAGGUGAUGAUAGAGCUGAAGACUUGUUCCAGCGCUUUUUCAGUGGAUUUCUGCAUUCGCCAAUUCACCUUGGGUAUGCUAUCGAGUUUGACCAGCCUCUUGUCGCCGCAGAAGCCCUUGCCUUGACUGCGGUCCAUGACGCCUCGUUCGGCUCGAUCUUGGCUUUAAUCGAAAGCUCGACCGACGAGUCAUCCACCGGAGAGAGUCUUAUAAGCAUACAGGAGAAACUUCAUGGGAGCGAUUGUCUUAAUCGAGCAAUGGACUUCACACACGGAGUGUCUCAAAUUCGAGAUGGAUUUCUUGAAAAUUCGAAGGAAGAGUUUUUACGGCUGAUCGGUUCAUGGAAAGUUAACCAAAAUGAGAUGGAUGAAAGGACAGCCGAGACACUCAAUUCCGCAUGUCAAUAA
Molecule: messenger RNA, 822 nt
Organism: Penicillium angulare
Lineage: Eukaryota; Fungi; Ascomycota; Eurotiomycetes; Eurotiales; Aspergillaceae
Product: questin oxidase family protein
Exons: 3
Coding region: 1-822 (273 amino acids)
Molecular function (GO): oxidoreductase activity
Source: RefSeq, a predicted model, not a curated record